AUGCCCUCCCUUAAGCGCGAUAUAUCCGCCUCUCCCUCUCCUACCUCCUCCUUCUCGGAGCGUACGGAGUUAUUCGUCGACGCUGCGCUAGCCGCGGCCGACGACGACUCCGCCGCUACCGCCGCUCUUGCCCGCGCCGUUACUACCGCUCCUACCGCCGCCGCCGCCGCCUCUACUACGCUAUUCGCUCUUACGUCGCCCCUUAGGGUAACGACGCCGUCCCCGCCGCUACCUAUAACGCCCGGCCCCUCGGCCCCCGCCUCCGUCUCCGUUACCCCCUAUAAGCGCUAA
This is a messenger RNA of Hirsutella rhossiliensis, 291 nucleotides long. RefSeq lists its product as uncharacterized. NCBI's taxonomy places the organism in Eukaryota, Fungi, Ascomycota, Sordariomycetes, Hypocreales, Ophiocordycipitaceae. The record is from RefSeq and is a predicted model, not a curated record. Bases 1 to 291 code for a protein of 96 amino acids. The transcript has 3 exons.